UGGGCGGAGUCAGCGUAGUGCUGCAGCUGUCCAUGGUUGUGUAGUGGGAGCCAGCGAGGGUCCGGGUACGUGCGAGAUGCAGCCAUAGUCACGCCAAACAGUCUCCACUCCUAACGUGCUGGGAUCGUUAUUUUUGCAGCGCACCAGAGCCGACUGAAAGCCCGUAGACGCGAGGCAUCAUGGCUGAGCAUCAGAGGCAACGCUCUCUGUCCACCGCUGGAGAGUCUCUCUACCACGUUCUGGGAGUUGACAAAGUGGCCACAACGGAUGAUAUCAAGAGAUCUUACAGGAAACUCGCGCUGAAAUUCCACCCUGACAAGAAUCCCGACAAUCCAGAGGCAGCAGACAAGUUCAAGGAGAUAAACAACGCUCACGCCAUUCUGAACGACCCCACAAAGCGCAACAUUUACGACAAGUACGGUUCUCUGGGUCUGUAUGUGGCUGAGCAGUUUGGAGAAGAGAACGUCAACACGUACUUUGUCCUUUCCAGCUGGUGGGCAAAGGCGCUGUUCGUGUUCUGCGGCCUGGCCACUGGCUGCUACUUCUGCUGCUGCCUGUGUUGCUGCUGUAACUGCUGCUGUGGAAGAUGUAAACCACGACCCCGGGAGGGCCAGGAUCAGGACUUCUACGUCUCCCCCGAGGACCUGGAGGCUCAGCUGCAGUCCGACGAGAGAGUUACUGUUUGUCAAACAGAGGCUGGGGGUGACCCUAUAGUUCUGCAACCUUCAGCAACAGAGACGACUCAGUUAACAUCGGAUGGGCACCACUCCUACCACACUGACACCGGCUUCAACUAAUGCUCCGUUUCCACCAAUCCUGGCCUGCGGCCCUGCCUGCUUCCCUGCUCCACCUCCAUGAGAUGAAAGAAGGGGCUGAUCCAUCUUUCCGCUUCCAAACAGCCUCCAUGUGGAGAGGGACUAGUAAGCAUGGCCCAUGAAAGGAACUAAUCCCUUCCACCCCUCCCUGAUUGGUCCACCACUUAUUUCCCCUAGUAUGAGAAAAAAUAGAAACUAUUAAUUUAUUUCCCUAUUUCUUCUUUUGUAUCUCUUGGCCUUUAACCACACAGGUCGCCUGCCCCGCUCCCCCUCUCCCAUAUUUUGCAUCAUGAUCUAGCAUGCACUGUUCAUAAAACGUGGUCUCUGAAAUGUCCUCCUCUCCACAUUGUUACUUUGCAUAAGUAUGUGCGCGUGUUCAUAUAAAUAUGGUUCACUAGGAGGGGCUGAAGUUUACAUGAUGUUUAAUGCAGAAAGACAGCAGAGCCAUGGCUCAGGGAGGUGCUGAGUAAAGAUGCAUUUGUUGGGUGAUGGUGUCAAUAAACCCUGAAGAAGAGAGUGAUCAUAUAUUGGAACCGUUUUUAUUUUCUGGUUUGCAAAUACCACCGGCCGUCAUCUUGUGUCUUUGGCACUGUGUCCAUCUUUAAUGUGCUCCCUGAGUGUUUAAUGUGCACCAAGAAGGUGGUUAAGGCGCAGAGCUUUAUUUUCAUAAAUGCCUACUGAUGUAACAGUUUGACGUUAAUUUUUAAUCAUUAUUGGCUUUUUCUUUCUUCUGCCAUACAGUUUUAUUUCAGCUCAUCCUUGUAAAACACAAACUACUUCUCCUCUCUUCUCAGCAGCACUGAAUCGGUUGCCAUGACAGUUAGUCUCAAUGUAACUCAUAAUUUCUGAAGUGAUACUUUUCAUCCUAGGCAGUUUUUUUCAUAUCAGCAGCUGUAUACAAUUUAUUAGAAGAAGUUUAUAAUUUGACUCAUAAAUUCACAACAUUGAUAGUUAAUAUUUAGGAGAAUUUGUUUGAUUUGUAUUCAUUUUAUUUGAGUGUCUCAGUUAUAGGAACUGUAUCCUGAGCUGCUGUUGUCUUUUUCCUUUUCUACUCCUAUUUAUGCUUUACUAUAUUUUUAAACAUACCAUAUUGAGACUGAGGAACAUUCAUUUGAUGUAAUUAUUGCUGUAAUGUUGACUGAUUUUGUGCUAUAUGAAGCCAAGGAGCUGCAGGUUUUCCUGUUACCUCUGAUCAGAGAUUUUAGAAGGUAGAAACAGCAGAUCUCUGUCAUCAGCAACCCAGGUUCAGAGCGUGAUACGUUUUUAACUUUAAGCUGUGUUGAAUAUGUUAAAUAGUUAAUGUGAUGUGCAUAAAAAAACAAGAGUUACUUUGAGAAUUAAAUCAUACUUUAGAAGAUCCACAUGGGGAUGUGCUAGCGUAAGGAGGAAGGGUAAUUUCAUCCUGUUCUUUGUGUUCUUGUGUUUCGAGCGAAGUCUGACAACUCUCACUAUUUGUCCAAUGCUGUGAUCGUUUAUCAUUGUUGACUUUUUUUUGAACCGAUGUAGAGUAAGAAACUCAUAGACAAAUCUUAUAUGUGAGCCAAUACUACAGGCAGCACAGAGUAAAAUAACUCUAGGUUUUCAUACUUAUGGAAUCUUCAUAUAUUGCCACACAUUUGCAAGAUGCCAUAAAUUGCCAUGAACAGUUUUGUUCCACUCUGUCAGUUUCAUAACUACUCAUAAUAUGUUAAAAAAGGUUUACAGUGGUGAGCUCCUGUUGCCCACCCCAGCUAUUAAAAGUAUGGAUGUUGACCUCUGUGGCCCUUGUAUGACGUUUCCUGUAAUCCUUGAUGAAACCUAGAUGUACCUGUCAUGGCUUUUUCAUUGAAAUACUGAAAAAUGCUAUUGUAAAUGUUCUAAGUUGAAUGCAUUGUGUUUAAAAAAUAUAUAUAUAAUGGAUCAAUGAUCAGGAAAUGAUGGAAAAUCAUAGUGUAACUAUAGUGAAAUGGUUAUAUGAUGCAUUUUUGGAGUUUAAUUUAUUUCAUACUUUGUCUUGAUUCAAAUGAUGAUUGGCUUUAAUUUUACCUGGUAUGGUGUUGUAUUGUAACCAUUAACUUUUGCAAGGAAUGGUCUACUGGUUACGGUUGCUUGUACAUACACUCAGCCCAUAUAAAGUAUAAACCUUAAAAUUUAUGUUGUAGCAUGGUAAAUGUGUGUCUGGACGAAAACAAGUGGAUCAUUGAUCUGAUUAGCUGUUGUUGAAUAAAUGUUCCUGAACAUUU
Molecule: messenger RNA, 3037 nt
Organism: Betta splendens (Siamese fighting fish)
Lineage: Eukaryota; Metazoa; Chordata; Actinopteri; Anabantiformes; Osphronemidae
Product: dnaJ homolog subfamily C member 5-like
Exons: 5
Coding region: 180-797 (205 amino acids)
Biological process (GO): regulation of synaptic vesicle cycle
Cellular component (GO): membrane; presynapse; intracellular membrane-bounded organelle
Source: RefSeq, a predicted model, not a curated record